Molecule: messenger RNA, 2335 nt
Organism: Pomacea canaliculata
Lineage: Eukaryota; Metazoa; Mollusca; Gastropoda; Architaenioglossa; Ampullariidae
Product: spore wall protein 2-like
Exons: 13
Coding region: 168-2024 (618 amino acids)
Molecular function (GO): calmodulin binding
Source: RefSeq, a predicted model, not a curated record
AAAAAUUACUCCAUCGUGCAAGUGCACGCUGACAAACUGCACGUGCAGUGCUCGCGAGUGGAGAGGAAGCGUGACGCACCAUCUGCAUGCUGCUUUGCCGUGCCCGCGGAAGUAGGUGUCCCUCGAGAAUCCUUGGACGUCAGAGUAUGUGAGAGAUAAAGAAGAAAAUGGCAGUUCCAUUCUCAAACACCAAAUUAAGGGUGCCCAAAGGGUUUCAAAACAUUCUCGAGGGCUUGGCAAGAGAAAUACUACGAUCCCAACCGUCAAACAUUUACGAGUUCGGAGCGGAGUAUUUCGAAAAUAUGCUGAAGAUUCGUGCGGAAACUGGCCAUGACCCAGCAGUCCAUGGCGCCAGACUGGAGGACCGUUACUACAAUAAAGACUUCAAGGAACGUAGCCCACAAGAUUAUGCCACCAGGAGUUACUCAAUAAACGAGGAAGAGGCAGCGCUCAGGAUCCAGGCUGGUUUCCGUGGUUACUUGGGGCGUAUGGAGGUUCGCAACAGAAAAAGAAUGGACAGCGAUGAGAAUGCAGAUUUCCAGCAAGACAUCAAAGAUGCUAGACAGAAACUACCAAUGUCUCUGAAGAUUGACAGAAAGGACAUCACACCGGAACCGCCAAUAUCUCAGGAUGCAGACCUUGGUGACCCUGAGGUGGCUAACGCAGCCCUUAAAAUUCAGUCAGGGUUCAGGGGCCACAUGGCCAGAGAGGAGAUCAAACGAAAGAAGGAGGUACAAUUCACAGACCACACCAAACCUGAGAUACAGAUAUGUCAGAAGACAAGUUCUGUAACCCCUUAUGACACUGCAGUUGAAACUGCUGCUGCAGUAGUCGAGGCUACUUACAAGGGAAUUAGUAUGCGCAAAUCCAAGGGCUAUAUUCAACGCAAAUUACAAAAACCAGGAACUUAUUUGCAUCGGAUGAAAGAGGCAUUGGAGACAGAAGUCAGCCAGCCUCAAGGGGUGCAAGAGAAAGAACAGGAGGAAGUAGACAUUGACCUCACAGAUCCAGAAGUAGAAAAAGCUGCUAUAAAAAUCCAGGCUGGUUUCAAGGGGUAUAAAAUGCGCCAUGCGCAAAAUGCAACAAGUGUUAAACCAGUGGAAGAAGAGGAGGGCUUCAACAAACCAGAUGAAGUCACAGCAGAGAUCAGCGACCAAGUAAAGGGAGAGGAUUCAAGUUUGACCGAUGCAGACAGAGAGGUAGCAGCAAUAAAGAUUCAAGCAAGUUACCGUGGAUACAGGACCAGAAAGACCUUGAAAGGUGAACCAUCAUUAACCGUCAGUAAAGAUGCAACAACCAUAGACAAGCCUGAGCAGCAUGAAGAAAUAGACAUCGAUCUGACAGACCCAGAGGUGGAGAAGGCUGCUGUUAAGAUCCAGGCAUCUUUCAAGGGCUUUAAGGCAAGAAAGGAGCUGAGCAGUAGUGAACCAACCCAGCCAGACAAUUCAGACGAACCAGGUGAAGGUGAAGGUGAAGUUCAAGCAGAAGACCAAGGAGAAGGGGAAGAGGUUGACAUCGACCUCACUGAUCCAGCUGUGGAACAAGCAGCCAUUAAGAUCCAGGCUGGUUAUAAAGGAUUCCGGGCCAGACAGGAAAUUAAAAAAAAGAAUGAAGGUGUCGAAGACCAAGAGGCUACAGGCGGAGAUGAGGUGAUGGGAACAGAUGACACAGGUGAAGCAAAUGAUGGGGAGAAUGCAUUGGAAGGGGUAUUGGAGGAGGAUGCCUCCAAGGAGAAGGAGGUGGACGAUGACGACCAUGGCAAUGAGGCAGAUGAAGAAACAGGGGGAGUGAAAGAGCAAAGUGAGGAAGUGGGUGGGGAGGCUAAUGAAGGUCAAAUAUUGGAAGAGGAGGCAGCUGCAGAGGGAGAGGAGGCAGCUGCAGAGGGAGAGGAGGCAGUCGCAGAGGGAGAGGAGGCAGCUGCAGAGGGAGAGGAGGCAGUCGCAGAAGGGAGAAGAAGCAGUCGCAGAGGGAGAGGAGGCAGCCGCAGAGGGAGAGGAUGUUUAAGGAUGUGCAAAGGACUGUGAAAAGGACAGAACCAAGAACCAAUAGACUGGCAUUCACUCCAGGUUCCAUGCACAAGGUUUACAAAUGGAGUACACUGAAACCUAUUUCUUCAUAUCAUUUGACUUUUUCACCUCACCAGGUUGGUUAAAUCUCAGCCUGAAAAAAAGUAAUCUGCACUUCGUUCUUUCCAGAAUCAAGUCUAUCACAGUGGUUCUCAAAGUUUUUCGGACCGCGGACCACUUUACUUAAGUAAAAGCUAUGGCGGACCACCAAGUCCUAAAAAUCAGUCUGUACUAUGAAUUUCAAAUUUAAAUUAAUGCAUUUGUUUCAU